Molecule: messenger RNA, 1512 nt
Organism: Onthophagus taurus
Lineage: Eukaryota; Metazoa; Arthropoda; Insecta; Coleoptera; Scarabaeidae
Source: RefSeq, a predicted model, not a curated record
AUGACUAUUGGAAAUAUACCUGCAUGGCAAAGAUCUCAAAUAAAACAAAUUUUUUUAGUAGCAUUAAUAUACGAAAGAGAUAUAAAAAAGUGCGGUUAUUCAAAAAUUUUAGAACCAAUAGUAAACGAUAUAAAGCAAAUUGAAUCGGAGGGGAUUUGUUUAAAAAUGAUGGAAACAGAAAGAACGAUUAAAGGUUCAGUUAUGUGUCUUAUAGGCGAUAACCUUGAGUCAGAUGGUACUUUGAUAGACGAUAGUGAAGUAUUGAGGUUAUUACAAAAUGAAACGUUAAUUCUUUUGGAAGAAAGUGAACAGUGGAUCCCCAUCUCAGUAGAAUUUACAAAUGAAAAUCGUAUUUCCCUUCAAGCAUCACCGGUCUCUUUACCGUCAACUGUUUCAAUUACGUCUGAUUUGGAUAUGUCGCCACUACCUUCUAGCAUGUUUAUUAACCAAUCUGGGAGUGAAAAUAGUAAUCAGAGUAACCCCAUUUACGUCGAAAUUAAAAAUGUCGUUGCAAAUACUGAGCACUUAUGGGAUAAUUUUGAAAUCCCAUGGCAUAAAAUUCCAACGGACAUGCUGGAUAUGUGCGCUAAAGUUGUGAAUGAACUAAGGGAUGUAAAAGAAGCUAUACCUUCAAAGGUUUUGAAACGCGUAGCGAACGAAAUGUGCGUAAAAUAUCCGUUGAUGUUUCGUGAUAGUGACCAGGAUGGUUUAGUAGUGGCCGAUGGCUCCUGUACAAUAUUUUGUAAGCUACAAGAACGAGCAUCUUAUUUAAGAAGACCCCACAAACGCAAUUCUUCUUCACCAUUAGUUCCUCCGCGCCUGUCUAAAAGGAAGACAAAUAUUAUGUCAGGCUGUGUCCAAUGGGAAGAAAAUGUAGAUCCUAAUGCGAACAUACCUACGGAUAAGGACGUUUUAAAUAAUAUGGUGGAUACUGGUGAAGAAUUCUUCCGUCUACUUGAACAAACUUAUCCAGCACAAAGGCAGUUCCUUAAUGAUAUUGUUAAGCCGCCUACAAUCAACGAAAUACUAAAUAUACUUACGUCGAAGGCGCAAAAAAUUAUCGAAUUUGGCAUAGGUAUAAAAAAGAUUGGGCCGAAAUUGAAUAUGACCGAAAAAGAUUUACAUAUCUCUGCUAUGAAUUUCUUCUCUUCAUACUUCAAAGAAGAUAUUAAAUAUUUUUUGGAUACAUCAACGGGGUUAAACCAACACGAUAGCGGUGUAGAUAUAAUAAGUGAAGCACCAUGCAUUCACAUAAUAGGAGAAAGAAAAACGUAUAGUGUGUUCGUAGAAAAAGAACAAGUGUUCGAAACACCAUGCCAUUUAACUGCGAUGGAAGUGGCCUUCGGAUUGUUUUAUAUUUUAAACUUAGAAUAUCCACGGGAAAUAUCUCAAUUACUAGAAUUUAUACAACGUUUCUUUUUUAAAAUUCAUCCCGACGCCGGUAGCAGAUCAAAAAAAAAUAUGGGAAAACGAAGGGUGAUAUCUCUCAUUAAUAAAAUAAAAGAUUUGUAA